GUUUGUUGGUGGUUGUACACUCAAGUCUUGGCAUCACCGUCUCAUGGGACGGUCGGCACAUGGCUGAAGUGUCAGCUGACGUGUCAUGGAAGGGUCAACUGUGCGGAUUAUGUGGAGAUUAUAACAACGAUCCAAGUGAUGAUUUCAGGAGUAGCAAUGGAACGUUAAUGUCGACAGCAUCCGAUUAUGGUAACACAUUCCUUGUCGGGGAAUUCCCAGAAUGUUCUUGUCGUGAAGGCAACGAGUUGGAGCCAUGCAUCAAAGCUGGAGGUGACCUGGAGGUCAGAGCUCGUACUCAGUGCAGUAUUUUAAAGGGUGAUGUAUUCAAACCAGCCCAUGUAAUUGUAGAUCCAAAUCCAUACUUCAGUGCUUGCCUGUACGAUGUAUGUGCUUGUCCUGCAAACGAGAAAUGUCUGUGUGAUAUUUUAGGCAUGUACGCACACGAGGCACGCAAGAAGGGUGUUGUGAUAAACUGGAGGUCUACUGAUUUGUGUAGUAAGUAUUUUGUAAAUUUUUUUUUUGGUAUAGUUUUGACAAAUCAAAAGAUGAAGAUAUUAGAAAAA
Messenger RNA from Anneissia japonica, 563 nucleotides. RefSeq names its product kielin/chordin-like protein. The annotation marks the transcript as partial. NCBI's taxonomy places the organism in Eukaryota, Metazoa, Echinodermata, Crinoidea, Comatulida, Comatulidae. Gene Ontology annotation, cellular component: extracellular matrix. The transcript has 3 exons. Gene Ontology annotation, biological process: regulation of angiogenesis; blood vessel development. The record is from RefSeq and is a predicted model, not a curated record.